AAGAGGAUCAAAGGAAGAAGCUUCUCCAACCUGGAGGAAUCCAGUAAAGGUCCACAUCUAUUUCUCUGUGAUUUGGGGCUCUGCUGGAGAACAUACAGUGUCCUUUUGAUACCAAGAUGUCCAUCCGAAGCCAUGUACUUCUUGCAAUCUGUGUUUUCCUGUUCCUUACACCUGGAGGUAUGUUCUUUUUGCAAGAGUUGGGAAAAGCACUGUCAGCCAAGGGAGGCAGGUUAAGAAAAGGAAAAUGCAACUUAGGUAGUUUCAUACUGAAAUAUGAACCAAACCAAAUUUAUGCUUUGUCCACAGAAUCUGAACUUAGCCAAUGAAAUGGCCCUUCUUCUGUUCUCUCCCUCUGUUGCACCUUAAUGGAAAGACUGUUGCUAGGUGGCACCUGAGGGAGAGGGUGAGCCAAGGGCAGCUGUUGUUGCAGUGAAGCUGAUCAGAGAAUCAGAGAAUCUUAGAGUUGGAAGGGACCCAAGAGUCAUCUAGUCCAACUCCCUGCAAUCAAUGAUGGAGUGGCCCUGCUUCACAUCUCUUUCUUUACUGCAGCCUGUUAGAAUCUGUUCAACAUUUUAUGUAUUUAAGCAACUCUCCCUAAUAUUCAAGCAGGGAAACUGACUCCUUUACCGGGUAGAGAUACUUUGCAAAUGGAAAAUAAACCUCAACAUGUGGGCAAGCCUUCUGUAGCACAAGAAAUAUUUAAUAAAAACUAUUUAUUUAAAAAAAGAUGAGGGCAAACUAUGGGUUCAUCUCAAGGCUCGAGUGGAUGGUGCAAUGUUUUCCCAUCCUGUGCCAACUCCUUUUAAUCCCGUUUGGGGUCAGUUCUUUAAAGAACAAGCCAUGAAAAAUCCACCCAGCUUUACUUUUACAAGCAGAAAGUCCUUCAGAAGUGGUCUGGGGGCUGCCUCUUUCUCCAUUUCUCCAUUUCACAUUUUACAGAUGCUUAGGGAAACUCCGUGGCCAUUUGGCUAUUACUUUUUUAAAAUCUUGUUAAUUAUUCUAUAUGAUUUCUGUUGUAUUUCUGAUGCUCUAUGAUUCUAUUGUCAUUCAUUGUUUCUAAGACACUUUGGGGUUCCUUUGAAUGAAAAGUGGCAUAAAAAUAUAAUCCAUCAAUCAAAGCAACCCUCCGCUAUUCACAACAUUUUUGUUUUCUCUUUUGGAGCAGAUGCUCGCCUAUGUAUAAAAUGCAUCGUUAUGAUACCAGGAGUGCCAUGCAAACACAAAACAUGUGAAGUUGAUGAUGAAGGAAUCUGCAUUGGCAUCAUAACCUAUAAAAGUAAGAAACAGCUGCAAAGGUUGUGCCUUGUUUGGGCUCCAUGGUCCACAUUCCCCUUCUGCUUAUUUUCCAUUUCUUUCAGCUUAGUGAUACAACAAAGUGGAAUACAGUGGUGCCUCGCAAGACGAAAUUAAUUCGUUCCGCGAGUUUUUUCGCCUAGCGAAUUGUUCGUCUUGCGAAGCACGAAAUCCCAUAGGAAUGCAUUGAAAUUCAAUUAAUGCGUUCCUAUGGUCAAAAAAAGUCCAAACAAAGCCAAAUUUGGUACAACAAGAGUUUAUUAAGUGCUCGUUAAAGUCACACAUACUGUAAAGAGCAUUUCAAAAACUGAAGGAACAAUAAAUUAAGUUUCUAAACAUGACAGAAAAACAUUUAAAAAUCAACAAAGUGUACAGUACAUUUUCUAAGACUCUGGGGGACAACUCGAAGAAGGUUCCUCUUCCACUCUUUGCUUCUUGCUGAAGAACCCCCUCCUCAACUGUUCCCCCAGCCACCCACCACACAGAAAUUCAAAUCCAGAAUUUUUUUUAAAAAACAGCAAAGUGCCCAAUGGUCACAGAAAAUCAUAAAAAUGCAGAAAAAACACACACAAGCUUCCAGAUUCUUGCAAACCCCUCCCCAACACCAAGUCCUUGAAUUCCAAACACCCCAACCCAAAAUCCAACCCCCCCAAAAAAAGUUUUAAAAGUUUAAAAGAAGUUUUGGAAAAGCUUCAAAAAUCACCAAAGUCUUCAAAAACCUCAAAAAAGGCUACCGAGUUGCUCCUCGAAGUCAAGUCGCAACUGUAUUAACGGUGUUUAGAAAAAGGAAACAAACUUGCAAGACGUUUUCGUUUUUCGUCUUGCGAAGCAAGCCCAUAGGGAAAUUCGUCUUGCGAAGCAGCUCAAAAAACGGAAAACCCUUUCGUCUAGCGAGUUUUCCGUCUUGCGAGGCAUUCGUCUUGCGGGGCACCACUGUAAUUCAUGGAAAUGCCUUUGUCAGAAGCAUAGCUUCAAGCAUGCAGUCUGAGCUUGUAUGCAGCAAGCUGAGACAUUUCUUUCCAGGUUGUUACAUAGUUGAAGAGAGUGUGAGUGUAGAAAGGAAGAGAAGGUCUUAAUUCCUCCAUCACCCAGUGGCGUAGCAAAGUCAGGUGGUACCCCGUGCAGAAAAUUUCUUGUCACCCCCCCCCCAGCACAUUGAAAUAAUGAAAAGAAGGACAAAUAAGAUACUUACAUCACCAAAGAAGAGGGUGUGCAACCUAAUUCUAUAAAACACAGCUCUCUGGUCUCAAACCCUCCAUGCAUACUUAUGUUUCGCUGCAAUAUCCCACUGUAUGCAUGUGGGUACCAAGGUCAGCUCACAAAAUAAGCAUUGCCCCCCCUCCUUCCCAUAUGUGCCUCCUAAACUUGUUUGUGGGUUUCUCUCUACCUUGUAGAGCAGAUUUAGGGGCUGUAGAAGAAGGUGGAGAGAGACAUGUGUACUUGUAUUCAGAAUAGCUUUGUUUCCCCAGAGUAAUAAACCUUGGACUCAGCUGCAUUAGUAAAGAAAAAGUGUUUUAUAUGUGUUAUAACACUAUGACACUGGAUGGCGCUGUGGAGUCCCAUCUUUCUCCAACGUGAUUUCCCAUUAUGAAGUUUACAACACGUUUUCCUAAAUAUAUAUAUAUGUAUAUAUAUAUAUAUAUAUAUAUAUAUAUGUCUCGAUUCAGCCCUUUUGUUUCUUAAUUUUUCAGCCAUCAGUAUUACCAGGCUUUUUAAUGGAGAGCACCUUGGAUAUUUUAAGUGAAUUCCGCUUAAUCAUUGUGGGGGACUGAGGGUGAGAAUGAUACAUAUCUUCACUCUUUUUUCUUUUCCUCUUUCUUCCUCUUCACACCUUGUCUCAGAUGAGAAGUUUAUAGAUAAAAUACUCGAUUGUGCAAAGAAGGAUAAAGUGCGGUGUGAAAAUUCUUUACAGCGAAACAACAUGCUUCAGGAACUCAGGUGCUGUGAUGAUACUGAUUUCUGCAAUGCAAGCUUUUAAAACAGGCUGAGAGUCACCUCAAGAUUCUGCCUUCCUGCAAAGAAUAAACGUUUAUUCUGUUCGCCCUCAGCUUGUCAACCUUUCUUGUUUUUUCCUUUCUUUCAAAUAUACUAUAUGUCCAAGAUGGGGGGUGGGUAUUAUUUUGGCUGCAGUAUCUGAUAGAACCCCAAACAGAUCAGAGCCCGCCAAACUUGAAGCAUGGGAAGUCCCAACAAAAUAUUUAUAAUUUAGGCUGAAUAUUUGGACUAUUUGAUAUGUAUUUGUUUAAUUUUGAACAUUCUAUGUAAUUUGAUUGGAUUGUUAAAAGGUGAAAUGAUUUAAAAAGGAAAAAAGCAGCCCAAACAGCAUAAAAGGUGAGAUUUUUGGUCACUGUAUUCUGCAAAGCUAAACAUUUAGGAACACUUGAAACAUGAGGAGCUUGUGUUUCAAGAGAAUGGUGGGCAAGUGUUAUGAACAAUGCGUUGAUUUCUUGGUUAAUCAAAAAGAAUUAACUGGCUAUAUAUAUAUCGCUCUUAUUUCCUCUACUUUCAAAACUUUCAUCAACUCUGUAUUUUUUUUAAUCAAAACUUAUGUUUCAAGCCAUCAAUUCAGCUUCUUACUACACAGCGCCUUUGGGCUUUUUCAAGUGGGAUCUAUGAACUUCUGACUCAGACUUUACAGAUCCUUCCCUUCACCCCACUCCAUCCCUUUCAGCCCUAUGAAUUCUGAAAUUGAAUUUUUCUACCUAUAUACUGACACCUGCCAACUUUUAAAAUUAAUUCUGGUGUUGUGGGAAUGGAACCCCCACUUGUGCAGGGGUUCCAUUCCCAGCUGCCCCAUGCAUCAGCGAAACACACGUAAUUCUGUCGCUCCCUUUUCUGCCCCCACCCUGCCCUGCCCUCACCUCACUCCCGUCUGGUGCCAAAAAUGCUGCUCAUGUCAGCAGCCCCACAUGUGCUGAUUGUGUGCAAGAAGAUGGUGCCUGCAUUUAUUUCUGUACUCUGAUGCAAUAUAUACACCAAACUCCCAGUCAAUAGGGAAUACAGACACAGCUCAUUGGAGAGCACCUUGGAUAUUUUAUGUGAAAUCCAGUUAAUCAUUGUCGUGGUGGUGGUCAUGACCCAAACAUUCACGCUUUUCUCUCUUCCUCUUUCCUCCUUUCCACCCCUUGUCUCGGUUACUGGCAAAAUACUUGGUUGCAAGACGGAUAAGUCUUUGAAGUGUGGUUAUAUAACUUAUAAGCCAGAGCUCAUCACCCAUUAUGAACUCCAGUGCUGCAGGGGUAAGGGUUUUUGCAAUGCAAAACUGUAAGACAGGCUGAAAGCAACGUCAAGAUUCUACACUCCUGCAAACAAUAAACGUUUAUGCUGUUUC
Molecule: messenger RNA, 4624 nt
Organism: Podarcis lilfordi (Lilford's wall lizard)
Lineage: Eukaryota; Metazoa; Chordata; Lepidosauria; Squamata; Lacertidae
Source: the annotation of a GenBank genome assembly